Molecule: messenger RNA, 1821 nt
Organism: Aspergillus luchuensis
Lineage: Eukaryota; Fungi; Ascomycota; Eurotiomycetes; Eurotiales; Aspergillaceae
Gene: PFS2
Product: WD40 repeat domain-containing protein
Exons: 4
Coding region: 1-1821 (606 amino acids)
Cellular component (GO): mRNA cleavage and polyadenylation specificity factor complex
Molecular function (GO): protein binding
Source: RefSeq, a predicted model, not a curated record
AUGGCUUUUUACGACGACCCUGGGAAUGAUGCCCAGCCAUUCGGGAGGCCUCCGAAAUCCUACGAAGGGGGAAUUGCUGGGCCGCGACGACCGAGACUCGUGACGGACUAUGGGUCAUCGAUGGUACAAUGGAUACGCACACGGAAACCUCGCUAUAAGGGUGGUCAUCAGAUUGAGGUGGAAAGGCCUAGUGCAAGCUAUGUUGUGGAUAUGCUCCCACCUCUUGCCCGAGUUCAUUCUCCAGCGGACACUAUCCCGGUGCGGCAUUUACAUCAGUCAAUCGGAAAAUCGAAGAAACCGAUCACUGUCGUACGAUGGACACCGGAAGGAAGGCGCCUGCUGACGGGAGGCCAUACGGGCGAGUUCAUGCUCUGGAAUGGAACUGCCUUCAACUUCGAAACAGUCAUGGAUGCACAUUACGACCAGCUGCAAGCUGGUGUCACCUCCUUAGCUUGGUCUCACAGUCAUGACUGGUUGAUAUCCGGAGGACAGAAGGGUGACGUGAAGUAUUGGCGACCUAACUUCAACAACGUUGAGACGAUCGAUGACGCACAUCACGAUGCUGUUCGCGAUUUAGCUUGGUCACCCAGUGAUACUAAAUUCCUCUCCGCAUCCGACGACACAACACUGAAGAUUUUCGAUUUCACUGCGAGAACUUGCGAUACCGUUCUUACCGGUCACAAUUGGGAUGUUAAAUCCUGCGACUGGCAUCCCACCAAAGGUUUGCUUGUGUCUGGGUCCAAAGACCACCAAGUCAAGUUCUGGGAUCCGCGCACAGCAAGAUGCUUAACAACGCUUCAUAGCCACAAGAAUACUGUCACAGCGACGAGGUUCUCCCGCGUAAACAAUAACCUUCUAGCUACAUCGUCUCGGGAUCAAACGGCGAGAGUCUUCGACUUGCGCAUGAUGCGAGAUAUUUGUAUCCUCCGAGGCCAUGAGAAGCCCGUCUCCUCUCUUACAUGGCACCCGAUCCACAGCUCUCUCAUAUCUACUGGUAGUGAGGAUGGAUCUCUAUAUCACUAUUUACUUGAUGAACCUAAUUUGCCCUCCGGGCAGAUCCCUACAAUUGCGCCAUAUGACAGCAACGACCCGGCUAACACGCCGGCGCAGGUGAUAUACCCUGCCCACAAGGUACAAUAUGCGCAUGGUGCCACCAUCUGGUCCCUCGAUUGGCAUCCUCUUGGUCACAUUCUUGCAUCCGGAUCUAAAGAUAAUUUCACACGGUUCUGGUCCCGUGCCAGACCCGGGGAGACUAGUUACAUGAAGGACAGGUUCCAUAUCGGAGAAGAAGCGGCGGAAGCUCAGGGUACAUGGAGCAGGGGCUUCGGACGGCGGCAGAUGCGUGAAGAGGAGGAACAAGAACUUCAAGAUGAGGCGGAGAGCUUGGUCGACCAGAAGAAACCGGCCGGUAUAUCGUCUCUUCCUGGAAUUCAAUUCGCACCACCUGGCGCCGCACCACAGCCAGACGGGAUGGGUUCGAUACUGCCCGGGAUUGGGGCUCCCCAGCCCCCGCCCCAGCCGGGGUUUUCCAAUUCUAUGCCACAGAUGGAUCCUGGGCGUUUAGCAGCUCUUUUGUCGAGCCAACCGCCCCCUCAGCCGAACAACUUCCCUCCUACGACUGGAUUGCCAGGGUUUCCCAUGCACCCUGCUAUGUCGGGGACACCUCCGGUGAACGUUGACUUGGCGGAACUGCAGAAGCAGCUUCUUUCCCAAGGAAUAUCGCUGCCCCAGAACUUCCCGCCGCCAAACUUUCCUGGCAUGCCCGGGGGACUUCCCGGCCUGCAAGGGAGCAGUACGCCCGAUCACGGAUAUGGAAGAUGA